AUGUCAAUGCCGGCCUGUGUACCAGCUGCUCAGGAACCAGCUCGUUAUGAACUAACCGUCUCCAUCGACUAUGCAGUUUCAACUCCGGUUGGCACCGAAUGCCUCAAGGGUUACUCAGAAUAUGUAGCAACGUUUUUUGAUGCUCUGGAUGCUUCCCUAUCACAGCGUUGUUCGUCAUCGGUAGAAGUUUUUGCACGCUUUCUGGAUGUUAAAUUUAGUAGCACAAUGAAUGGUGUUACCGCAAACUAUACAAUCCAGAUACUUCCGACUGUACUGCAGGAUGUUUUCUAUGAGUUAUGUGGUUUAACUCUGCGAACUAUCUUCGAUUUACGAAUACCAGGUGCCACCACACCAAUUCGCAGUCUUCUUUCUGUGAACGGUGAAACAAUAGCUACACAGUCGGUAGGCUGUCCGUCCAUGAAUGCAACUAAAACAACGGUGGAGCAAGGAUUCGGUUGUGCUGAUGGUGAAGUUCUUCGGGAACGAACUACUGAAUCACUUCCUGAAUGCUGUAAGCUUGUCUAA
Gongylonema pulchrum is the source of this 525-nucleotide messenger RNA. NCBI's taxonomy places the organism in Eukaryota, Metazoa, Nematoda, Chromadorea, Rhabditida, Gongylonematidae. The record is from the annotation of a GenBank genome assembly.